Molecule: messenger RNA, 1727 nt
Organism: Bufo bufo (common toad)
Lineage: Eukaryota; Metazoa; Chordata; Amphibia; Anura; Bufonidae
Exons: 7
Coding region: 160-1407 (415 amino acids)
Source: RefSeq, a predicted model, not a curated record
GACGGUUCAGUUUCAUUCGAGCACAUACAAGGGUGUAGAUCGAGGGAUUUGUAUAAUACCUGGAGAGACCUGUCUCAAAGCUUAACCUCGGACUGCACUUGUACAGAGCGUUCAGAGAGCUGUGUGCUCCUCAGAAGCACUCCUGUGUAUCAGCACCUUAUGGAUCCUACCUCACCUUGUACUGGACCUGCCGUUCCCCAUUAUGUUCAAUUACCUACUACCCAUGGAGGAAGCAGAGGAUGUAUGAUUGUACAUAAACGCUUCGAGAAAUCAGAGUCAGAAGAUUCUGGUGUGGAGAUACCACCCGCCUCUCCUUUUGGAUCUGAGAGUAGCUACAAUCUAGAUGAAUCAGAGAGUCUGGAAAGCUCCACCCCGGAGUAUUCUGAGAGUUUGGAUAGUCCCACCGCUGAUGAUCCGGGAAGCCCCAAAAAGACUACCAUUGAAAACCAAGGUUCCUUAGCGCGAUUGGAGGAGACACUCCUAUUGGAACAGUCAUCUCGUAAGAAGGCAGGGAGCUUUAAAAUGCAUCCAGACGAUGAUAUAGAUGCAAUGGAAUGUUUUUUCACCCAGCAACGGGAAAGAGACGUAUCGGGUGUGCCCCAUAAGCUGGAGCAGGCCAUCCUCAGGAGCAGGAGACAGAGGAGCACUAGCAGAGAGUCCAUUCAGAGCAGAACAACAAGGUACAGCCGUCAGUCUGUGGGAACAUUGAAAGACCAACGUAGAGGAAAAGCCUUCUCCUACCAAACAAGAAGCCCAACACGUCAAUGUCAGGAAAAUAAGGACCAGGACCCACUGAUUCUUCCAGGAAAUGGUCUCCGCUACCUGGAAAGCCUAUGUCAGAUGUUAGAGCAAAUUGCGGAGCUGCAGCAGAAGAAUCAAAGACUUCAACAAGAGAAAAGGGAAGCAGAAGGAAGGCUGAACAAUCAAGUGCUCUUUCUAGAUGCCUGCGUAUGUGGCGCCUCUCGUGACUCCAGGGAUAUGGAUAAUGACCUGACAGAUAACCCCCAUCCCAAAGAGAGGACCUGGGAACCAACGCACUACAGGAAGAGAUCAAGUUCUCAUGCUGGGGUGCUCCUCAGCAUGGCCAGACCCACAGACAAUGGCUUGAGAGAAGCAGACAAAACAGCCUCGCAGUAUGUAAGCGUACCAAACCUGCAAGAGGAGAAGGCACAGAGGCCACAACGAAACUGCAAAGCUGAAGCAUCGCAGUGGUAUAAAGUAAAGGAUAUGCUCUCUAGGCUCGCAGGGAGAGGUGCAGGACCGCUUCAUGGGGGCAGACAUACAGUGGAACCACCCACCAGCUGCAGGACGCAGACAUUGCUAGAGGGAAAUCCUCAACAUCCGAAAAGAUUAUUUCUGCCUGGACUGGUUAUCAGACCUCGGAACCAUGACCGACAGCUUCACUGAGGACUGAUACACUUGAAAGCACUGUAGAAGAAGGAUUCACUUCAGUGACAUGCUGAGAAGAGUCUGGAAGAAACGCACCAGUAUCUGGGAACAUUAACAUUGGCACUAAGUGUCACCUCCUCCAUAGUUAUACUUUGCACAGUACUAGUCAAGGCUCCGAUGUCCUACGGAUCGAGUUAUUGAGGUGUACAUCAGGAGGACAUCUAGACAUUAUGGAGCAGAGAGGCGCUGUAGAUGUAUUAAUAUGUACAUAAGGAAGAAUCUCUAAAUUAUAGAUUAUGAAUUAUUGGGAUUAAAAUAUUAAGGUUAUGUUAUUUCUA